AGGAGACCAACCAAGAAGGGGUGAGCCAAAGCCAAAUUCCCUGACAGUCUGUUCAUCUUCAGCAUGAGGAAAGUGCUGCUCCUGGGUCUCUAUGUAGUAUUGGCUGUGAGAGGAUUGGCAAAGGGUGCUCCUUUCCAACCAGAAGAGAAAUGGAAGCCUCUUGAUAACCCCAGAAACAGAGAUUUGUUUUUCAGAACUCUCCAGGCUUAUUUCUCGGGCAGGGGCCUCGAUCUCAGGAAGUUCCCAGCUACUUUCACUGUGAACAAUGAAGGACCAAGGCCUGUCAUGUUCUACUCAGAUCCUGUUGCUUCUGCAUUUGCAGAUUACGAAGAAAGGAAAAAAUCUUUUCAGAACCAUUUCAAAGGCUGA
Cinclus cinclus is the source of this 369-nucleotide messenger RNA. It is a transcript of the gene C9H2orf66, whose product is annotated as chromosome 9 C2orf66 homolog. The transcript has 3 exons. The record is from RefSeq and is a predicted model, not a curated record. Lineage: Eukaryota; Metazoa; Chordata; Aves; Passeriformes; Cinclidae. Bases 64 to 369 code for a protein of 101 amino acids.